This is a messenger RNA of Rosa chinensis, 1716 nucleotides long. RefSeq lists its product as uncharacterized. The record is from RefSeq and is a predicted model, not a curated record. The transcript has a single exon. NCBI's taxonomy places the organism in Eukaryota, Viridiplantae, Streptophyta, Magnoliopsida, Rosales, Rosaceae. Bases 1 to 1716 code for a protein of 571 amino acids.
AUGUUUCAGUCGACUAGUACAGCUAAAAGCUUGACAUGGCAUGCUGAUGAGCGACUGAAGGAUGAUAAAAUGAGGCAUCCGGCUGACUCCCCUACUUGGAAGUUAGUGGACGAUAAGUGGCCUGCUUUUAGUUCAGAGCCUAGGAAUCUAAGGCUAGCGCUGUAUUCUGAUGGUUUCAAUCCCCACAGUUCCCUUUCUAAUAGAUAUUCUUGUUGGCCUGUCAUACUAGUGACCUACAAUCUUCCCCCAUGGCUCUGCAUGAAGAGGAAGUAUAUGAUGCUCACCUUGUUAAUCUCUGGACCUAAACAGCCUGGAAAUGACAUUGAUGUCUAUCUCCAGCCCUUGAUAGAUGAUUUGAAGAUUUUGUGGGAUGGGGUUGAAGGGGUAUAUGAUGGUUAUAGAAAAAAGUACUUCAAACUUAAAGCAGUGCUCUUUUGGACCAUUAACGACUUCCCUGCAUAUGGGAAUUUGUCAGGCAGCAUUGUGAAAGGGUACAAUGCUUGUCCUGUUUGUUUACAGCAUACCAAACCUCAUAGGCUGGCUCAUGGUCAAAAGAUGUCGUAUAUGCGGCAUCGAAGAUUCUUACCACGUUACCAUCCUUAUCGAAAACAGGCAGCAGUUUUCGAUAACACUGAAGAACGUGAUCUCGCUCCUAUUCCAUUAAGUGGACAUGAGGUGCUGCAAAGAGUAGAAGGUAUGAACUGGCCUUUUGGUAAAAAGCACCCUCAUCCUCCAUAUAAGGGUGCUGAAGAUGAGAGUAGACCAUGUUGGAAGAAGAAAUCUGUUUUCUUCGAACUUGAGUACUGGAAGUUUCUUCCCGUUCGACAUAAUCUUGAUGUAAUGCACAUCGAGAAAAAUGUUUGCGAUGCAUUAAUCGGUACAUUGUUGAAUAUUCCUGGGAAAACCAAAGAUGGGGUGGCUGCUCGUUUAGAUAUGGUGGCAAUGGGUAUAAGGGCUGGUCUGAAUCCUAAAAUUGGGGGGAAAAAAGAGAAAUUACCUUUGGCAAGUUGGAAUCUCAUGUUAGAAGAAAAGAAAACAGUUUGCAAAUCUUUUUUUGGCAUGAAGCUUGCUGAUCGGUUAUGUUCUAUUAUGAAGAGUUUAGUGUCCAUGGAUGAUCUACGGCUUGUUGGUAUGAAAUCACAUGAUUGCCAUACCGUCCUCCAUCACUUGCUCCCCAUUGCAAUUCGUUCAGUAUUAGAGAAACCAGUUAGAUAUGCUAUCAUUAAGUUCUGUCUCUUCUUCAAGGCCAUAUGCAGUAAAGUCAUAGAUGUAGAGAAGCUAAAAAAAAUUCAAGCUGACCUUGUCGAAACAGUUUGUGAGCUUGAGAAAUUCUUCCCACCGUCCUUCUUCGAUAUUAUGAUUCAUCUUUCGAUCCAUCUUGUUAGAGAAGUUGAGCUCUGUGGCCCUAUUUUCUUUAGAUGGAUGUACCCCUUCGAAAGGUACAUGAAAACAUUAAAAGGAUAUGUUAGGAACCGUAACCAUCCAGAAGGUUGCAUUGCUGAAUCAUACAUCGCCGAAGAAGCAGUAGAGUUUUUGGCAGAACGUAAUCUAACUGAACCUACUGUUGGACUACCAUCUAGCAGUACAUCUGACCAGAAGGGGACGUGCAGACCUAUGUCAGGUGCCACAAUGAUCUAUCCAAGUCAAAAGAAGUUGCAGCUAGCACAUCUUUGUGUGUUGCAGAAUACGAAUGAAGCAAGGCCCUACUUUGAGUAA